Xiphophorus couchianus (Monterrey platyfish) is the source of this 799-nucleotide messenger RNA. RefSeq names its product trypsin-like. The transcript has 6 exons. Lineage: Eukaryota; Metazoa; Chordata; Actinopteri; Cyprinodontiformes; Poeciliidae. Gene Ontology annotation, cellular component: secretory granule. Bases 39 to 782 code for a protein of 247 amino acids. Gene Ontology annotation, molecular function: serine-type endopeptidase activity. Gene Ontology annotation, biological process: proteolysis. The record is from RefSeq and is a predicted model, not a curated record.
UGCAGGACUGCAGACAUUCACAGCAAGCUGGACCAGCAAUGGCUCUGCUGAAGGUUCUGCUGCUGCUGGGACUGGGUGCAUCAGUGAACUCAGAUGUUUCUCUGCAGAAGAGAAUCAUUGGAGGUCAAAACUGCCAUGACACGGAGCGUCUUUAUCACGUUCGGCUGGAGAGCAGCAAGGGUAAUAAAGUGGACCGCUGUGGAGGAUCUCUGAUCCACCCUCAGUGGAUCCUGACUGCAGCUCACUGCUGGAAGUCAGAGCCAGGAUGGACUAACAGAGCAGUGUUAAAAGUUCAUCCACGGACUGUUAUACAGUACAAUCCGGUAAUCCGACAAGCUCCUGUGAUUUACGACCCGGGCCAUGACAUCAUGUUGCUGAAGCUUGAGACACCAGUAACAGAUGUUCCAGUUGCUCGGCUACCAGACUGCAUUUAUCGUCUUAAAAAAGACGAUGUUGUUCAGCUGGCAGGAGAGGGAGCAACAACAACCAACUACCGUAGAGAGCGAUUGAGAAUUUCUGCUAUUCCAGCACAUCUUCAAUGUGUCGACAUGAAAGUUGUUGGUGUUUCCAUUGUCCGGCCGAAAUAUGGGCGUGUAUUCAGUGCUCAAGCACUGAACCAGGAUAUGUGCUUUGGCGACGCUGGUGGAGCAGUGGUGUACAACGACAUGAUUUAUGGUGUGAUUUCUUUUGUUACAAACAACUUCGCAUUUCGGAAACCAAGUUAUUUAAUAGAUGUGUGUGCAUACCUGGGGUGGAUAAAAGAAAAAACUGGGAUACAAUAAAACAAACUGUCAUGAAA